AUAUCCGACGACCAGGUCGAGAACCUGCUCCGAGUGCUUCGCUCCGAUGCUGCCGUCGACGCCAAGGUGAACCAUGUGACGGCGAUCAAGUCCGGCAUCAAGCAGCACAAUGUCCCCGAUCACCUCGUGCCUUCCAUCUUUGACGCUCUGCGUCUGGCUUCGUCCUCCCAACAUGCCGUCCUCGUCAACGCUGGCUUCACCUCGCUCAACCACUUGCUGACGCGCCUCUCGCGCCAGGAGCCCAAGUUCCUCAACAGGGAGCUCAAGGCCACCCUGCCGCUCGUCAUCGACAAGCUCGGCGACCAGAAGGAGAAGUUUAGGACCCUUGCCGCUCAGGCGCUGACCACCCUGUACGCCGUCGCGCCCGCCGACGUCGAGCGUAUGGUAAGGAACGUUGCCAUGGCGGGCAAGAACCCGCGCGCGAAGGAGGCCGGCAUGCAGUGGGUGCUGCAGAUGCACCAGGAACAAGGUCUGCAGUUUCGCGGCUACGUGCCGACCUUGAUGGAUCUGCUGGAGGACGCCGACGGCAUGGUGCGCGAUGUUGCCAAGGCCACCGUCAUUGAGCUGUUCCGCAACUCGCCCAAUGCCGCCAAGUCCGAUCUCAAGCGCCAGCUGAAGAACUUCAAGGUCCGCCCGGCCAUCGAACAAGCCAUCGUCAAGGAGCUGCUCCCCAGCGGCACCCGCCCCGAGACGCCCUCCGACAUGGCACCUCCGAGUCGACCGACUCUCGCCGCCAGCACGUCGGCCCUGCCGAGCGAGCGUCCCAUCACUCCUGCGCCGGACGUCCGGACCGACAAGGCGGAGCCGUCCUACGUGAACACGCAACGCGAGCUGGAAGAUAUGCUUCGGGACAUGCACCUGCAUUUUGAGGGCAGGGAGUCGGAGCAAAACUGGCUGAAGAGAGAGGAGAGCGUCAAGAAGCUACGCCGGCUGAUCGCAGGAAAUGCGGCGCAAGAUUUUCGGGAGCCUUUCCUCCUCGGGCUCAAGGCCCUCCUCGACGGCAUCAUCAAGGCCGUCAACUCGCUACGCACAAGUUUGUCCAAGGAAGGCUGCGCCCUCGUCCAGGACAUUGCCCACGCUUUCGGACCAGGCAUGGACCCGCUUGUCGAGCUGCUCAUGCAAACCUUUAUCAAGCUCUGCGCCGCCACCAAGAAGAUUGCCUCGCAGCAGGCCAACGUGACCGUCGACGCCAUCGUCGGUAGGGCCUCCUACAACAGUCGAAUCAUGCAGCACGUCUGGGGCGCAUGCCAGGACAAGAACGUGCAGCCGCGCACGUACGCUGCGGACUGGCUGCAGACCAUCCUCAGGAAGGAAGGCCACCACAAGAGCCACAUUGAGCAUAACGGCGGUGUGGAGCUCUUUGAGAAGUGCAUCAAGAAGGGCCUCAACGACUCAAACCCCGGCGUGCGAGAGAAGAUGCGCGGCACCUACUGGGCCUUUGCCAGUUAUUGGCCUGCCAGGGCAGAAGUCAUCAUGGAGAACCUCGACGCAACGGCGCAAAAGCUGCUCAACAAGGACUCGCACAAUCCCAGCGCGGCAAAGAAGGUCGAGGAAGGUCCUGUUCGACCCGGCAUGGGCCUGUCGAGGAGCACCAUGGCUACCUCGUCAAAGCCUAGUCUAAGAGAAGCCAUGUUGGCACAGAAGAAGGCCAUGUCUGGCCGAAACUUGCCCGCAAGACCAGGAUCAGCCAUGGCACACAUUUCACCCGCGAGGACAGUCUCGAGCAGCUCCAACGCGCCCCCCGCUGCAGCCGCUACAUCAGCGGCAACGACACGUCCUCGUCCCGAGUCCACCGUAUCUGGUGGCAUGUCUGUGAGACCCAUGCGGCCAACAAAGAAGCGGCCCGAACAACCCCAGCGUCCCGCCACUGCUGGCCCCUAUUCGGUCCGGGCACAUGAAGGCCCGUCGACCGAGGCCUCGAGCCCGCAAAGCCUCAAGUCGAGAACGAACACACCAAAGGCCAAGAUUGAGACCCCGCCGAGGCGGGUUCCUCCUAGGACGAGACCCGGGCAUGCGUCUCAUGUUAGUGAAUCGAGCCUGCCAUCUCCCACAGCUAAGAUAACUGCGACGAAGACGGCCGCCUCGCCACGGGUCAGCCCCGCGAAGCCUCAACCCUCGCCGAGGGUGAGCCCGGCGAAGCCAGCGCACGCGCCCAUCACACUUGCAAGCAGUCCGUCUAAAGCCAAUGAAGAGCUGACUUUGCUUGUCCCGAGCGUCGAAAGCCUGAGCCUGAAGGACCCGUCGCCCGCGCCCGAGCCCGAGGAACAAGAGCAGCCGCCCGAAGUCGAGCCCGCAAGUCCAGAGCCGCCUGUGCCCAUCAAGUCCGCGGAGCCCGAGGUUCCGACGAGCCCGCAGGUGGCGCCAGCAAGCCCAGAGAUUGUCGUGCAGAGCCCUCAGAAGGAAAUCAGCACGACACCGUCCAAGACGCUCAAGGUCUUCGAAGAUCCAUUCACCGAAGAGGACCAGACAACUCCCAAGCCCGUCAUCGUCAUCCCCGUGCUCGAAGAUAGGCCCGUCAAUGAGAAUGCCGGCGUGCCGGCGAUCGGACAGCUGAACCCCACCGGCCUGCCCGAGUCCCCCGAUAAGUCACGUCAGAACACAAAACUCUUGGAGAGCGGCAUCACGCGGGUCAAGGCGCGUUCCCUCGACGUGCACGGCUUCCGCAAACUGCAGACAUUGAUUCGCGAGAACCGGGCCGUCUUCACGGACGAGAAGUUUGACGCGCUCCUCACGGGUCUCUUUGAGUUCCUUGAGGCGCCGCUCGAGACACUCGCACCGGAGAAGGUGCAGGAUGUCAAGGCGCAGAUUCUUGCGACGGUCAAGCUUCUUCUCAAGAAGGAGAGGGACAGCUUCCAGCCGCACGUGGCGCGGGGUCUCGAGGCGCUCGUAGCCUCGCGCAGCGCCUACGACUCGCGGACGCACAUUGUCAGCGGUCUGGAGCUGCUGGCGGCCGAACUGGUGACCAUUGGUGAUGCGCCUGAGAUGGUCAUGACCAUGACGAAGCUGCUGGGUGACAGCGCCGACUCGACGACCGGGGGGUGCCGGUGCCUCAGCAUGGGGCUCCACAUCCUCAAGGAGGUUCUCGAGAAGCGAGAAGGCUAUGUGCCAUCCGAGGGCGAGCUCGGGCAGUUGACGGGGCUCGCGGGACGGUGUCUCGAGUCGACCGAGUCCGGGGUCCGCAUGGGCGCCGUGCAGCUGUGCGUGGCGCUGCACGCGCGCAUCGGCGACGGGCCGUUCUGGGAGGCCGUCAAGACGACCAAAGACGAUCCGAAGAACCUCAUCACAUACUACAUUGCCAAGCGCCAGCGCGAGCAGAACGGCGUCAGCAUGUGA
This is a messenger RNA of Verticillium nonalfalfae, 3333 nucleotides long. RefSeq names its product suppressor of tub2 mutation (gene STU1). Gene Ontology annotation, biological process: astral microtubule depolymerization; mitotic spindle assembly. The transcript has 3 exons. Gene Ontology annotation, molecular function: microtubule binding. The annotation marks the transcript as partial. The record is from RefSeq and is a predicted model, not a curated record. Gene Ontology annotation, cellular component: cytoplasmic microtubule; spindle microtubule; mitotic spindle. Lineage: Eukaryota; Fungi; Ascomycota; Sordariomycetes; Glomerellales; Plectosphaerellaceae.